Mus caroli (Ryukyu mouse) is the source of this 4562-nucleotide messenger RNA. NCBI's taxonomy places the organism in Eukaryota, Metazoa, Chordata, Mammalia, Rodentia, Muridae. The record is from RefSeq and is a predicted model, not a curated record.
GGGAAAUGUUUUCCCCAAUCGUUUCCGUUUCCCAGGAGCGAAACCGGCGCUGGAGAGGAAGUGACGGUUCUGUGCUUGAGAGAUGGCGGCCGCUCUCCCUCUCCAGCCCUCCACGGCCGCUUCGGCCACGACGACAGCCACGGCCGCCGCGCUGGGGGAGGUGGAAGAUGAGGGCCUCCUGGCGUCGCUAUUCCGGGACCGCUUCCCCGAGGCUCAGUGGCGUGAGAAGCCGGACGUGGGCCGCUACCUCCGGGAGCUGAGCGGCUCCGGGCUGGACCGGCUGCGGCGCGAACCCGAGCGCUUGGCGGAGGAGCGGGCCCAGCGGCUGCAGCAGACGCGCGACCUGGCUUUCGCCAACUACAAGACGUUCAUUCGCGGGGCCGAGUGCACCGAGCGCAUCCACCGGCUCUUCGGCGACGUGGAGGCGUCCCUCGGGCGCCUGCUCGACCGUCUGCCGGGCUUCCAGCAGAGCUGCAGGAACUUUGUGAAGGAAGCUGAGGAGAUCAGCUCCAACCGCCGCAUGAACACCCUGACUCUAAACCGGCACACAGAAAUCCUGGAGAUUUUAGAGAUUCCCCAGCUUAUGGACACGUGUGUCCGAAACAGCUAUUAUGAAGAGGCGCUGGAGCUUGCCGCCUAUGUACGGCGGCUGGAAAGGAAGUACUCCUCCAUCCCUGUGAUCCAGGGCAUUGUGAAUGAAGUGCGCCAGUCCAUGCAGCUGAUGCUAAGCCAGCUGAUCCAACAACUGAGGACCAACAUCCAGCUCCCAGCCUGCCUCCGUGUCAUAGGCUAUCUUCGACGCAUGGAUGUCUUCACUGAGGCUGAGUUGAGGGUGAAAUUUCUUCAGGCCCGGGAUGCUUGGCUCCGCUCCAUCCUGACUGCCAUCCCUAAUGAUGAUCCUUACUUCCAUAUCACAAAAACCAUUGAGGCUUGCCGGGUCCAUCUCUUUGAUAUCAUCACCCAGUACCGUGCUAUCUUCUCAGAUGAGGACCCCCUGCUGCCACCUGCCAUGGGCGAGUACACUGUGAAUGAGGGUGCCAUCUUCCAUGGAUGGGUGCUACAGAAAAUCUCACAGUUCCUGCAGGUGCUAGAGACUGACCUUUACCGGGGUAUAGGAGGCCGCUUGGACUCUCUGCUUGGCCAGUGCAUGUACUUUGGGCUGUCCUUUAGCCGGGUGGGGGCUGAUUUCCGCGGCCAGUUGGCUCCUGUUUUCCAGAGGGUGGCAAUCAGCACUUUCCAGAAAGCAGUUGAGGAAGCAGUGGAGAAAUUCCAGGAUGAGAUGACCUCAUACACCCUCCUCUCAACUGCAGCCAUCCUGGGCAGCAGUAACAUGCCUGCUACAGUACCAGCCACACAACCAGGGACGCUGCAGCCACCGAUGGCGCUCUUAGACUUCCCACCUCUUGCCUGCUUCCUCAACAACAUUUUGGUUGCUUUCAAUGAUUUACGUCUCUGUUGCCCUGUGGCUCUAGCACAGGAUGUGACUGGGACCUUGGAAAAUGCCCUUACCAAGGUAACCAAAACAAUCCUGGCAUUCCAUCGAGCAGAAGAGGCUGUGUUCAGCAGUGGGGAGCAUGAGAUCUUUGUCCAGUUCUGCACUGCCUUCCUGGAAGACCUUGUUCCUUAUUUGAACCGCUGUCUUCAAGUCCUUUUCCCACCAGCUCAGAUAGCCCAGACUUUAGGCAUUUCACCCACCCAGCUCUCCAAGCACGGAAACCUUGGACACGUGAACAUCAGCGCCAUCCAGGAACCUCUCGCCUUUAUUUUGCCUAAGAGAGAGACAGUUUUCUGUUUAGAUGAACAGGAGCUGGGGCCGGACCUCGUGGCCCCAGCUCCAGAGCUCCCUGCGGAGCAGCGCAGCCCGGAGCCUGUUACAGAGAAGAGGGAACCAGGGGAGCCGCUGCCUCAGGAGCCCGUGGAGGGGGAGCCGCUGCCAGCCGAGCCACCGAGUGAGGGAGGAGCCAUAGGCAGUGUCCCCUGCCCGCAGCCUGGGGAGCAGCCCUGAGGGUACGCGCUUCUGCAGCGGGAAGGUGUGUGCAGUUGCUUUGCCCAGGAUAGCGCGGGCCCUGUGGUACUUGCAGCCUUAAUAAAACCGACGACUGUCGCCACUCGCCUGCUGUUCCGGACGAUGGGCGUCCGGAAGUUACGGGGGAACUACGCUUCCCGGCUUCCCGGCGUCUGUGGCGCUAGCGGAAGGAAGGAAGGAAGGGCCGCGGCGUCUCCCCGCGCCAUGUUGCUGCUGGGCAGGCUGCCGCGGCCGGCGUGGGUCCCGCGGAGCCCGGCGCAGAGCUGCAGCUCCUCGGCCGCCUUGGAGGGCCCGGCGCGCACGCGCUCCUACUGGCGGUACCUCAGGCGCCUUGUAUGGGGCGCGCCGCAGCCGCCGUACGCGCGCGUGUGCCAGGUCGGGGACCCGGUGCUGCGCGUCGUGGCGGCCCCGGUGGAACCCGAGCAGCUAGCGGGGCCGGAGCUGCAGCGGCUGGUGGGGCGGAUGGUGCAGGUAAUGCGACGGCGCGGCUGUGUGGGCCUUAGUGCGCCGCAGCUGGGGGUGCCGCUGCAAGUGCUGGCGCUCGAGUUCCCGGACACGCUCCUCCGAGCCUUCUCACCGCGCCUGCGCGAACUGCGUCAGAUGGAACCCUUCCCACUUCGGGUGCUGGUGAACCCCAGCCUGAGGGUGUUGGACAGCCGCUUGGUCACCUUCCCCGAGGGCUGCGAGAGUGUCGCCGGCUUUCUGGCGUGUGUGCCUCGCUUCCAAGCCGUGCAGAUCUCAGGUGCUGGGGACGUGGGCAGCGGGGUGGUCUUGCUCUCCUUGGCUGGAGACAGUGCAGACACAGCGGCACUCGGGAGCCGACUGAACUCCUGAAGGGCAGGGCAGGCCCGCAUCGAUGGGUUGCAGGGUGAUUCCUUAGAUACGGAGCCUGUCUUUCCCCUUUCUCAUGGGUAGGUGUAUAGAUUUCCAUGUAAGUGUGUCUGUAUUGCACACACGAUUUUCCCAGUUUAUCGUGGUGGGGCUUGGGUAAGAAAGUGGGACCCAGAUUUACCCAGACUAGGGCAACAAACCAUUCCAUGCCUAAGCUCACAUUGUUUUAUGGAAUAUGGUUAUUUGCUACAGUGCCAAGCUGAAAUACCUUUUUUUUUUGGGGGGGGGGUUUGAGACAGAGUUUCUCUGUAUAGCCUUGGCUGUCCUGGAACUCACUUUGUAGACCAGGCUGGCCUCGAACUCAGAAAUCCGCCUGCCUCUGCCUCUGCCUCCCGAGUGCUGGGAUUAAAGGUGUGCACCACCACGCCUGGCAUGAAAUACCUUUGAUAAACAGCACUUGAAAAGUUUUGAUUUCUUAUCCUUGCCCUGUAGUAGUGCUGGGAAUCACGCUGAGUAAAACGUCGGCACUGGUCAAAGUUGGAGUAUCCUUUCUAGGAGGGAUAAGAGCUGUUAUUCACAUUCACUCUUGGAUGUUGCCUCUGUAGAUAGGAUAUAAAUAGGCAUGGCCAAGGCAGGAGACAGAAAGUAGGGACAGGAGGUUGAGCAUGAAUUCAGCAAAGCCUCACCUCAUCGAGCCUGUAACUUCCUUUGCAGGACUGGACCCAAAAGGAGAGCCAGUGGUGUGGUCAGCAAGUGGUUGGACAGCUCGAAUCAUCCAGCAUGAGAUGGAUCACUUGCAGGGCUGCUUGUUCAUCGACAAAAUGGACAGUGGGACAUUUACCAAUCUCCACUGGAUGGAGGUGAAUGACUAACACUCGCCUUAGAUUGAGGGUCUGGAAAUGCAGCAUGCAGACUAAGAUGGUCACAUCUGUGCUCAGCCUGGAAUUGGUUCCAGUCUGACAGUAAACAGUGGGCUGCUGUGUGUGCUGCUCUGAGAUGAAGAUGAUAGAAAUGCUUGCCCUGAAAUCAGAUCUGACAGAAUACGAUUACAGCAGGACUACAAAUAUACCAUUAAAGGAGUGGCUAUUUCCUGACAAUUUCCCAUGGAGAGGAGUAGGCGGUAAACAUCCUCUGUACAAAUGAGACACAUUCUACCCCCACAGCCUACGCUUGAUUGAUAAGGUAAUCCAGAUAUCCAAAAGAUUUGUUUUUUGAGACAGGGUUUCUCUGUGUAGCCUUGGCUGUCCUGGAACUCACUCUGUAGACCAGGCUGGCCUCGAACUUAAAGAGAUAUACCUGCCUCUGUACUCCUGAGCGUUGGGACUGAAGGUGCAUCACACUACUGCUGGACUUGAAAGUUGUCUUAAAAUGCAGGGUCUUAAAAGUCUGAGUGUGGUGGCACACCUUUAAUUCCAGCACUCUGCUGGCAAUCGUAGGCUAAUGUUUAAAGCCAUCAAAGGAACAUAGUGAGAUUCUCUUAAAAGAAAAAAAAGCUCAAAUCUGGGGUGAUGGCUAGGCAGUUAGGUUAAAGAGUGCUUUCUUUUUCACAACACUAGAGUUCAGUUCUGAGCAUUUACAUCAGACAACUCACUACAUCUAUACCUCCAGCUCCCGGGAAUUGAGUGCCGCCUCCUGGCCUCUGCAGGUAUUGUUUUGUGUAUAAACUUUCACAGAAACAUAAUUAAAAUAAAAUCUAAAGAACAAA